AUGGUUACUGUCGAUAAGGAUGACGCGGAGCAGCAAAAACGUAACAUCACUGCUGGCGACUCUGCCACGGAGAUCAUACCGGAAGCUCAAGUUGCAACUAUUACAGAACGCGAAUUAGACAUCAGCACCGCACUUAGGCUCUAUCCUAAAGCAGCUGCGUGGUCUUUCUUUUUCUCCCUCGGUGUUAUCAUGACUGGCUAUGACCCCCAGAUCAUAGGGAAUCUAUAUGGUGUCCCCAGGUUCCAGCAGGAUUUUGGCUAUCUCUUCAAGGGGAAGUGGAUAAUUUCUGCUGCGUGGCAGUCAGGGCUCAGCAUGGGAAGUCCUAUCGGCCAAGUUGUAGGCGCCUUAGCCGCUACAUAUCCGAUGGAAUGGUUUGGUCGAAAGAAAACUUUUGCAGCAUGCGUUGUCUUGACUGCUGGCUGUGUCUUCAUCCAAUUCUUCGCACGGUCGUUGAAAGUCCUGAUCGUUGGCGAACUUCUUGGAGGCUUGAUAUUAGGAUCAUACGCAGUUAUCGCCCCCGCCUACGCUUCGGAAGUAUGCCCCGUUGCCCUGCGUGGUGUUCUGACGGCAUAUGUGAAUCUCUGUUUUGUUAUCGGCCAGUUCAUCGCCAACGGGGUCUCCGCUGCGACUCACGGGCUAGAUAGCCACUGGGCUUAUAGUUCGCCCUUUGCGACCCAGUGGUUCUGGCCAGCCGUGAUCCUUGCCGGGGUAUUCUCUGCCCCUGAGAGUCCGUGGUGGCUCGUAAGGAAGGGAAGACUGCAAGACGCCGAAAAUUCACUUCGGAGGCUCGCGUCAUCGAGUGUUGAUGUCAAACCAACCCUGUCAAUGAUUAUCGAAACCGAUCGUCUUGAGCAGCAGAUGGAAGCAGGGACUUCUUUCCGUGAUUGUUUCAAGAAAACCAACCUUCGUCGUACCCAAAUCGCUAUCGGCGUAUAUUCCAUUCAAGUUUUCAGCGGCAUUUAUCUCAUUGGAUAUUCCAACUACUUUUUCACACAGGCUGGUCUUCCUCCUGACGAUGCAUUCAAUAUGGGCGUCGGUUUUCUCGGGGUGGGAUUUCUGGGAUGCAUUUUAUCCUGGGUUCUCCUCGCAUACUUCGGCCGCCGAGUGAUCUACAGUAGUGGCCUAGCUGGGCUUGCGGUUAUUCUAUUAAUCAUCGGCAUCCUGGACUGUGUGCCUAACUAUACGGAACGUCCUGCGGUCAUCUGGGCUCAGGCAUCCAUGAUGCUGGUAUGGAAUUUCACGUACGACCUCUCUGUUGGACCGGUAUGUUUCGUCAUUCUUUGUGAAUGUUCCGCAACCAAACUUCGCAGCAAGACUAUUGCCAUUUCAACAGCUAUACAAGCUAUCUUCGGCAUAGUCAUGACUGUCGUGAUUCCUUAUAUGAUAAAUCCGGAUGCAGGGAAUAUAAGAGGGAAACUAGGGUUCUUUUUUGGCGGCCUUGCUUCUAUUUGUUUUGUAUGGACCUAUUUUAAUGUCCCGGAAACUAAAGGACGAACAUAUGAAGAGCUCGACAUUAUGUUUGAAAGAAGAGUACCUACCAGGGAGUUUAAAAGGUACAGGAUUCUCUAG
Molecule: messenger RNA, 1569 nt
Organism: Blastomyces gilchristii SLH14081
Lineage: Eukaryota; Fungi; Ascomycota; Eurotiomycetes; Onygenales; Ajellomycetaceae
Product: MFS maltose permease MalP
Exons: 7
Coding region: 1-1569 (522 amino acids)
Biological process (GO): transmembrane transport; carbohydrate transport
Cellular component (GO): membrane
Molecular function (GO): carbohydrate:proton symporter activity
Source: RefSeq, a predicted model, not a curated record